Messenger RNA from Purpureocillium lilacinum, 978 nucleotides. RefSeq lists its product as uncharacterized. NCBI's taxonomy places the organism in Eukaryota, Fungi, Ascomycota, Sordariomycetes, Hypocreales, Ophiocordycipitaceae. The record is from RefSeq and is a predicted model, not a curated record.
AUGGCAGCAGCAGCAGCAGCGGCAACAGCAACGCGCAAGGGCCCGGCCAUCGCCGGCUUCACGGCCCUCUCGGACCAAGUCUUUGUGCGCGACGCCAGCAGCGACGCGGUCCCGCGCAAGGGCAACGACCCGACGACCGUCAUCAUCUACGGCUGGGGCGACGGGCUGCCCAAGCACGUCGCCAAGUACGCCGACGGCUACCGCGAGCUGUUCCCCGCGGCGAGGCAGGUGGUGGUGCUGUCGCCCAUCUCGCGGGCCAUGUUCUCGGACCUGCGGCAGCGCUCCGAGCACAUGGAGCCCGUCGUCAGGGCCGUCUUCGGCGGCGACGAGGCGGCGAGAGGGCGACGAGGCGGCAGCAAGGCCGAGAGCGAGGAGGUGCUCAUCCACACAAUGUCCAACACGGGGGCCGUCAACUACGCCGCGACGCUGCACGCCUACCGCGAAGCGCACGGCGGCGCCACCGCCAACGUCAACGGCAAGGCGACGACCGCGUCAUCGCCAUCGCCCACCAUGCCCCACCAGCUGCUCAUCAUGGACUCGACGCCCGGCAGCACCGACAUGAGCACCUCCAACGUGGCGCGGUGGUCGCGCGCCAUGGCCAUCGGCACGGCGGCGUGGUUCCCCUGGCCGUCGGCCGUGACGCAGGCCAUCUGGGCGACGGUGCUGUGCCUCAACGCCAUGUACGCCUUCCUCAUCGGCCGCGAGAGCGCCGGCGCCUGGAGCCGCCGCGCCGUCAACGACGAGGCGUACGAGGCACAUGCCGCGCGCAAGCUCUACAUGUACAGCAAGGAGGACGACCUCAUCUCGUGGGAGGACAUCGAGGCGCACGUCGCCGAGACGCGGGAGCGCGGCUGGGAGGCCGACACGGAGCUGUUUGAGGGCAGCGGGCACGUCGGCCACAUGCGCAAGCACCCGGAGCAGUACUGGGCCACGAUCCGCGCGUCGUGGGAGAGGGCGACGGCGCGGCCGAGCAAGUGA